Molecule: messenger RNA, 4911 nt
Organism: Onychostoma macrolepis
Lineage: Eukaryota; Metazoa; Chordata; Actinopteri; Cypriniformes; Cyprinidae
Product: cadherin-22-like
Exons: 12
Coding region: 969-3365 (798 amino acids)
Biological process (GO): cell morphogenesis; calcium-dependent cell-cell adhesion; cell-cell junction assembly
Cellular component (GO): adherens junction; plasma membrane; catenin complex
Molecular function (GO): calcium ion binding; cadherin binding
Source: RefSeq, a predicted model, not a curated record
ACCCCUGUCUUAGUUCCUGUUUCCUUAUUUGGUCAUUUUCAUGUCCUUUUUUAGUUUGAUUAGUUGAUUUAGUUCCAGCUGUGUGUAAUUUAUUAUCUCAUUUACCGUUGUAUUUAAGUUCCUGUCUGUUCAGUUAGUUUUUGUCUGGUCUACUCGUUACGUUCCCUGUGUUUCUCAGCCUUGCCUUCUUGUGCCCCGUUUUGAGUUGGAUUUGAUUAAAGACUGUUUAUUUAAGUUACCUCACGUCUCCUCGCCUCCCUUGUGUGUGAAAUCGUCAAAGUUGAGAGGUGAUCAGAUGCUGAGGUCGACAUGAACGCACCCGUGUCAAACUCUCAACCCUGCAGGUCAAGAAGUACCCACAGCGCGUGGAUCUAGAUUGGGAUAAUAAUGCCUCUGAUUUUGAGGAACAUUUUGCAUCCAUGAAAUUUGAGGAUUGCUUUUUUGUCUUUGGGAUGUGAAGCACACAAAUGGAAAUGAAAUGGAAAACGGUUGGAUUACACCCUUUUUGUUAAAGCAGUUAUAAAUUUCCAGGCUCACAAUGGGAUUGCCAAGAUUGAACCAUAAAACGACAUUUUUUUGACAUGUUUGCAGUUUCGUCCAGUAGCUGUUCAACUUAAAACUCAACUCGAGCACAGACAUGACUUCAAUGGCUUUGUGAUUGGAACCGGUCAUUGAGAAUCCCAACACAGAUAUCAAAACGGAGGAGUUAUAGCUGUGCAUCACCGAAACGGUCUCAUCUUCCCUAGAAAUAUUCCUCUUAAAUGCUCUCUUGAGGACCUGGUGGCCUCUGCGAUGACCAAAAAGCUAUUGGAUUUAUAGUUUCAUUGAGCAGCAGCGAACUCUCGUUUACCUUCCUCAACCCCAGAGUCAAGGAGCUUUUCUCAAGCAAUCAGGCGGUUGGGUAGAAAGCUUCAUCUUGAACGAGUUUCUAACUUCUGCCCCAUGUAGAGACGAGAGCGUUUUCAAACAUGGCUCCCCACUGGAGAGGAGGAGCUCAGGUUUUGGCAGUGACUCUGGGAAUUCUGCAGUGCUGCGGAUGGCUGUCCGGUCAGACCAUAAGGACUAGUGUUGGGAUGAUGGGAAGACGUCCAGAUCAAUGGCCGAUGUCCCACGAACGGGUGAAGAGGGGAUGGGUGUGGAAUCAGUUCUUCGUCGUGGAGGAAUACACCGGGACAGAGCCCCUUUACGUCGGAAAGAUCCAUUCAGACUCUGAUGAAGGCGACGGCUCUAUAAAGUACACGAUCUCUGGAGAGGGAGCAGGCACCAUCUUCAUCAUAGACGAGGUCACGGGUGACAUCCACGCCACCGAGCGUCUGGACCGAGAGGAGAAGACCUUCUACACCUUACGAGCUCAGGCGCGAGACCGCCAGACCGACGCGCCGCUGGAACCCGAGUCUGAGUUCGUCAUCAAAGUCCAGGACAUCAACGACAGCGAGCCCAAGUUUCUAGAAGGUCCCUACAUCGGGAGCGUGGCCGAGCUCUCUCCUAUCGGUACGUCAGUGAUGAAGGUUAUGGCUUCGGACGCUGAUGAUCCGACCUACGGUAGCAGCGCUCGGAUAGUUUACAGCGUUCUGGAAGGAGAACGAUUCUUUACUGUUGACCGACAAAGCGGAGUGAUCCGGACGGCCGUGGCGGAUCUGGAUCGUGAGACGCAGGACCGCUAUGAGCUGGUUGUCAAGGCAACAGAUAUGGCAGGCCAAAUGGGCGGCCUCUCCGGUUCCACUACAGUGACCAUAGUGAUCACGGAUGUUAAUGACAACCCUCCGCGCUUCCCUCAGAAGAUGUAUCAGUUUUCGGUCUCGGAGGGUGCGGCCGUUGGGACGUCGAUCGGCCGGGUGAUCGCGACAGAUGCAGACAUGGGCGAGAAUACAGAUAUGAGUUACCUGAUCAAAGACGAGGAGGGCGGAGAGCUGUUCAGAGUCUCCACUGAUGGAGAUACACAAGAGGCCGUCAUCACCAUCAAAAAGCCUCUAGACUUUGAGAGCAAGCGUACUCAUAAUGUGGUCGUGGAGGCUGUGAACAAACACGUGGACCCUCGUUUCGUGGAUCUCGGCUCUUUCCGGGAUCAAACCAUCGUACGGGUCAGUGUGUCAGAUGUGGACGAGCCUCCCAUCUUCAUCCCUCCGACCGGCACCAUCAUGGAGGUUCAGGAAGACGCUCGCUUGGGUGCGCAGGUCGGGAUUGUGACUGCCAAAGACCCGGAUAUGGAUAACGUCCCCAUCAGGUUCUCUAUAGACCGGAGCACAGACCAGGAGCAGAUCUUUAACAUCGAUCCUGUAACAGGCGCCAUCACUCUGGGAAAGAUCCUGGACCGGGAAACUGCCGGCUGGCACAACAUCACGGUUACCGUGGUGGAAGCAGAUAACCAGUCCAUGGCAUCACAGACAGCGGUGAGCAUCCGCAUCCUGGACGUGAAUGACAACCCUCCCGAACUGGCCACUCCUUACGAGGCGUCGAUCUGCGAGGACGCCAAACCUGGCCAGCUCAUUCACACCAUCAGUGUGGUGGACAGAGACGAACCGCAGUCUGGACAUCGAUUCUAUUUCACACUGGCACCCGAGGCCUCCAACAACCGCCAUUUUACACUAUGGGACAUCAAGGACAACACAGCCGGCAUCAGGACGCAGCGCUCCGGAUUCAACCGCCAGGAGCAGAACGUGUAUCUGCUGCCCAUCCUAGUGGUAGACAGCGGCCCUCCGGCCCUCAGCAGCACGGGGACCCUCACCAUCCACGUGUGCGGCUGUGACACGGACGGAGCCAUUCAGUCCUGCAACGCCACGGCCUACGUCAUGUCAGCCGCGCUCAGCCCCGGCGCUCUCAUCGCGCUGCUGGUCUGCAUCCUCAUCCUCAUCGUCCUGGUGCUGCUGAUCCUGACCCUCAAGCGUCACAGGAAGGGCCAGCGCAUGUCCGAAGACGAGGAGGACAUGCGCGACAACGUCAUCAAGUACAACGACGAGGGCGGCGGCGAGCAGGACACCCAGGCGUACGACAUGAGCGCCCUGCGCAGCCUCUACGACUUCCCCGAGGUCAAAAACUCAGACUCGGGCCCCGACCUGCGCCCGAUCCCGCAGUGGAUCCAGAACAGAGUGGUUGGAGACGGCGGCCCGGCCGAUUUCACGGUUUUCAAAGGCUACAUACGCAAGAAGGUGGAGCAGGCGGACGCAGACUUAUCGGUGCCGCCAUACGACUCGUUCCAGACUUACGCUUUCGAGGGCAGCAGCUCGCCGGCUCUCUCGCUAAGCUCCAUCCGUACGCUGUCUACCACCUCGGAGCAGGACUUCUCGUACCUCAGCGACUGGGGGCCACGCUUCAGGCAACUGGCCGGAUAUUACGCCCCGGCCCAGCCUGAGGAAGAAGGAUCCUAGCACCAUCCUCUGAUCAGCAUCCCGCUCCCAGAGUCGUUUUUUUCUCUCUGCAGUUCCGCAUUGACGUUUUUUUGGAUCCCAGUCAGUCCGGAGAGUUUUGAUGUCACCCAUUACACUUUGUAAAGUGACAUCUCAUCUUGUAGAAAAGUUCAGGACAAAUAUUGAAGGAGAAAAGCACUAGGCUGGGUGCUGGGCAAACCUCCAACAUCUUCUCACCUGUCAGCGAGAGCAAGAGGAACGGGGCUGUGCCAUAUGCACCACGAAGAACAACCAUACUUUGCUUUUUUUGUGAUUUCUUUUCCCAUCUGUGGAGAUAAAGGACUUCAAGUCAGUGGGAUCCGGAUGGAUACAGUGAAAAGACUUUUUAAGUACCAACAUUACAAAAAAAAACAAUUUAAAUAUGUAUUUAUUUAAAGAAAAAUGAACAAACAAAAAAAGUAAAACAAUAUUUAUGUAUUUAUUGCUUUCUAUUUAUUUAUUUAUUUAUUCAUCCUGGCAAUGGACUGAAAUACAAAAAUGGACAAUUUUCUGAAAAAUUUGUCAGGGUGACAGACAAGGACUGAAUAUCGUGUGGGUAAAAAACAAAAACAAAAAAAACAACAAAAAAAUAAAAAAACUUUUGGGGUGGGAUCGCUGAGAGGAGUUUGCAAACUAUCAGUGACAGUAAAUCAGUAUUGAAAAUAUUUGUAUUUAUUUUUUAGAAACUCUUUUUGUAAAAUACGAAGCGAUUCUGCUGGAGAAAAGUAACGGCUGUUGAGGUGAAUCUCACAAAAACUUGUCUAGGUUACACUUCACCCCCAAAUCAAGAGAAUAAAAUAAGAAAUGGCAUUUCUCUAUGCAUGAAGAAGAUGAAGUCUGUUUUAAUUGUGUUUAUGACAAUUAAGUAUUUUGUCCCCAAAGUUACUGUAAUGCAACUUUUUGUAUUCAUUAUUCCCAAUAAGAUUCUCUGGACUAUAUAAGAGUUAAAUAUUGGUAAAUCACUGUCAUUUUUAUUACAUUAUUGAGAAUUUGGGGAAAAUGUGCUUAAUUGUCAUAACAAUAGGCUUCAUUUACUUUCUGCAAAAUAAAUGUGUUUUGUUCUUUGGGUUUUCUAGUGAAAUGUGAUUCUUUGACAGUUUUUGUGAGCAUUGGUUUUGUCUUGUCAUACAUUUUGUGUGUUGUGUUGCUUUUCAACUAAUUAUCCAGAUCACUUGUUGUGGAUAUUGCAUUCGGCAUUGAAUCGGUUUUCAAGGGAAGUUUUGAAAGACAAGACAACAUGGCACAAUGCACAACAAGAAACAAACGAGACCAUCUGACAGGUUCUUUAUCGUUUUUUUCAGAUAUCCCUGAUAUACAUGUUCAUUGAUGAUUUGUGCGUGUGCCGAGAUGUUUCCAGAUUGCUUUCCUUUGGGUGAUUUGAUUGGUUUUUGAUCAUUCUGUGUUGGGUUGAGGAUGAUGAACUUGAGACGGGGUGGAGCAGUCCUGUUUUUCCCUGAACCAGCACCCUUAAAUGUCCACCCAAAAUGCAGAUGUAUGGCUAAAAAUACAAUUGAAUUCAUCAAUAAAU